AUGGCAGCUACAGCCCUGCCCGGCAAUCCCGACGUCAGCGCCUUCAUCCAAGGCAUCAAUGACAAGUACCUGGAGGUGCACCGGGCGUACGAGGACAACUUCUGGGCCACCAAGAUGGCUUUGUCUGGGGCCAGCACCUCCGCUCUCAGCAGCACCAAGAACGCCCUGGAUGAGUUCCUGUCCUCACAGGACCGCCUGCGGGCGGUGUGCGAUGCGGAGGCCCGCCCCGACCUCUCCCCCGAGCAGCUCAGGGUCCUGGCGGUGCUGCGCCGCACCUUUGCCACCUACGUCUCCGAGGAGGAGAGCGUGGCGACCCUCCGCGCCCGCCUGAACGACCUGGAGGCGGAGCUGGCGGGGGUGCGCAAUCGCAUGCGCCUGGGCACCACCGACCCCGCCACCGGCGAGUUCAGGCCCGCCAGCUCCGUCCAGCUGCGCAACGCCAUGAGGAUGAGCGGGGAGGAAAGCGCGCGGCGGGCCGCCUAUGACGCCCUGCGCUCCAUCGGCCCCGCCAUCGCCGGGCCCUUUGCGGCGAUCGUGAGGCUGCGCAACGAGCUGGCUCGGCGGGCGGGCUUCCCGAACUACUACGAAAUGAAGGUGCAGGCGGCGGAGGGAUUCACCCAGGCCCGCCUGUUCCAGAUGCUGGACGGGCUGGAAAGCGCGACGCGCCAGCUCGCCACCGAUGCCCGCGCCAGGCUGGCCGCGGCCAAGGGCGAAGACAGCCUCAAGCCAUGGAACAUCAGCAACGCCCUGGCGGGGGACAUCGAGACGCGCAUGGACCCCUACUUUCCCUUUGAGAACGCGGUGGAUGUCUGGGCACGCACCUUUGCCGCCCUGGGCAUCGACUACCGUGGCUCCACCAUGCGCCUGGACCUCUGCGACCGCCCCGGCAAGUACUCGAACGGCUUCUGCCACUGGCCCGUCCCGGCCUAUCGCAAGGUGGAUGGGGCCUGGGUCCCCGCGCAGACCAACUUCACCAGCCUGGCCACUCCCGGCAGCGUGGGCUCGGGCAAGACCGCGCUGGUCACGCUGCUGCACGAGGGCGGGCAUGCCGCGCAUUUCGCCAAUGUGGACCAGGCCAGCCCCCUGUGCUCGCAGGAGCGGGCGCCCACCAGUGUGGCCUACGCGGAGAACCAGUCCAUGCUGCUGGACAGCCUGGCGGGGGACGCCGCCUGGCUGGCGCGGUACGCCAGAGAUGCUGCGGGGCAGCCCGUGCCCUGGAGCCUGGUGCGGGAGGCAAUCGAGGCCGGGCACCCCUACGCCGCCUUCUCCGUGCGGUCAAUGCUCGCCGUCCCCUACUUUGAAAAGGCGUUGUACGAUCUGCCCGACGACCAGAUAACUCCCGAGCGCAUCCUGAGCCUGGCCGACGAAGUGGAGGCCAGGGUGGAGGGUGGCCCGGCACCUCGGCCCCUGCUCAGCGUGCCCCACAUCCUGAGCGACGAGUCCUCAGCCUACUACCAUGGGUAUGUCCUGGCGGAGAUGGGGGUGCACCAGGCGCGGGCCCACUUCCUGAAGACCCUGGGGCGCAUCGUGGAUGAGCCGGAGGUCGGCGCCGCCCUCACCAGGGUGUACUGGCAGCCUGGGAACAGCGUCCCCUUCCUGGAUCUGGUGGAGCGCUUGACGGAGGCGCCCCUCACCGCCGAUGCCUGGGUGAAGGAGCUGCAGGUCCCCGUGGAGGUCAAGGUUGCGGAGGAAGAGGUGGCCUACAGGGAGGCACUGGAGGCCGGGCCCAGGAUCCCCCCUGGCUCACCGGUGGACCUGAAUAUGCGCAUCCUGCUUGUGCAUGGCGACGAGACCGUGGCGGACACCGAGGUGGAAGGCUCGCUCCCCGCUGCCUGUGCCAAGUACACCGCCUGGCUUGCGAACAAGGGAACAUGA
Molecule: messenger RNA, 1875 nt
Organism: Auxenochlorella protothecoides
Lineage: Eukaryota; Viridiplantae; Chlorophyta; Trebouxiophyceae; Chlorellales; Chlorellaceae
Exons: 9
Coding region: 1-1875 (624 amino acids)
Biological process (GO): peptide metabolic process; proteolysis
Molecular function (GO): metalloendopeptidase activity
Source: RefSeq, a predicted model, not a curated record